Molecule: messenger RNA, 663 nt
Organism: Vitrella brassicaformis
Lineage: Eukaryota; Vitrellaceae
Source: the annotation of a GenBank genome assembly
UUCGAGGCCAAGCUGGACGGCCUCGCGCAGCUGAUGGCCAAGGCCGUGCAGCCGCAGCCCUUCUCGGCUACUUCCGCAAGUGCGACAGCCGCAACGCCGACUGGUGCGGUUGGCAGGGAGGAGUUCGAGGCCCUGGUGGCGCAGCAGAGGGAGCUGAUGGCGCAGCUGCACAGGGAGAGAGAGACCAACGCGCGAAUCCUCAAGGGCAGGGCAAACGCUGACCCUCCCCCUUUUCCCAACGCACGCCCCACCGCCCCUCCCCGCAUUCCUCUCCAUUUGUUUGAAGACCCCCUGCCAGACUAGGACGGCGACCAGCCGAUGGUGUCUCCUCGCGGCCGGCAGACCGCACGCAGGCAUCCGCGGGGAUCGCCGCACAGGUUCGCCGAGAUGGAUGCUGAGGACGAUGGGGACGAUCAGCUGAUGCUGACCAAGAUCAGGACAGUGGAGGAGGCUGUCAGGUGCCAUGCACGCAGGCACGGACGCACUUACACAUGUCUCCCACACACGCACACACCCACGCCACACAGGACUCACCGACGGUAAGGCUGGAGACACAGGAAGGCCUAAAUCCUAUUCUGUUGACGGCGCAUUAGAUGAGGCAGGUCGACCGAUAGACAGAAUGACACUCACCCAUCUAUCUAAGACUGCGACUUAUGAUCAUCA